AUGAAGCAUCAAAGAAAUAAUACUGUUGCCUUUAAUAUAGGAGACUUUCCUCCACUAGGGGCAGGCCCCUAUGUUAGACAACAACCUCCAAGUUCAAGAAGUCAAGAUCCCGAAAAUAUAGGAUAUUGGAACAAGAAACAAGAGAACACACAAUCUCAGCCAACAAGUUCACUGGAACAGAUAAUCAUCAAGCAAUCAGAGAUAAUAGAUACUCUCAUACAGCAAAUGGGUACCAUAAUGGGUCUCCUUACAACUAUAAUUGCACAAUAUAAGAAAUGA
Messenger RNA from Arctia plantaginis, 279 nucleotides. NCBI's taxonomy places the organism in Eukaryota, Metazoa, Arthropoda, Insecta, Lepidoptera, Erebidae. The record is from the annotation of a GenBank genome assembly.